AUGACUUCCGCUUCGGCCACCAAGAACAACGCCAAGCGCGCUCGCGCCGAGGACGUGGACGUGGACAUGAAGGAGGAGAAGGCGGUCCACGAGCGCUCGAUUCAGACCAUUCGGAUCAUGAAACUGGACAAGUUCAAAAAGUCCCUUGCUUCUCGUCAGAGAUACCACCUCCGCCAGAAGAACAGGAUCAUCCGCAUGCUCGGCUCGCGCGUCACCGGCGCCUCGCAAGGCCGCCAGAGCGUCGAAGAGCAAAUGUUCGAACUGUGCAAGCUCUGGAGCCAGUCUGUUCGCACCGUCGAAGACGUCGUCAUGACCGGCUACGACGGCCGCGACGAUGAGAUCGCAGCUCUGGCCGCAUACGAGGCCCAGGACGUGGAGAUGACAAAUGCCACAGACGAUGAGGCCGAGGACAACAGUGAGGAUUCCCUGAUGACGGAUGUCGGCGACGAGUGGCCCGUCGACGCCUUCAACAACAACAACGAUUACAACGCCGUCAACACCACGACCGAUGUCGAAAUGGUGAUUUAA
Purpureocillium takamizusanense is the source of this 528-nucleotide messenger RNA. RefSeq lists its product as uncharacterized. Lineage: Eukaryota; Fungi; Ascomycota; Sordariomycetes; Hypocreales; Ophiocordycipitaceae. The record is from RefSeq and is a predicted model, not a curated record. The transcript is spliced from 3 exons. The coding region runs from base 1 to 528 and encodes 175 amino acids.